AACGCCGUAGUAGUCGCCGGUAGACACGCCGAUGCCCUCUGAGUUUCCCCGUUCGCGCUGGGAGGCGUAGGGGCGUGGGCGCACUCCCCCCGCCCUCGUGGGACGCCCCGCCGCACGCACAUGGCCCGGCCGUAGGCGCGGUGCGGCCUGGGAGAGUCGGAAGCACGGCGAGGCGGCAGCGGCGGGCCCAUGCAGGACGCGGAGAACGUGGCGGCGCCCGAGGCGGCCGAGGAGCGGGCAGAGCCCGAACAGCAGCAGCCGGCCGCCGAGCCGCCGCAGGAGGAGCCGCCACGGCCCGCGGGACCCGGCGCGCAGGAGGCGGCGGACGGCGAGGACGAGGAGUCGGAGGCCGGGCCGGGGCCUGAAGUGCCCGCCGAGCCCGCGGCCAACGGGGAGGAGGAGGCCAGCGCCACCCCCGGCCCGUCCCCGCCCCCGCCCGAGGAGCUCCCCGCUCCGGCCGCGGACGGGGCCCCAGGAGAGCAGGCCCGGGACGCGGCGGCCGAAGGCCGGUCCGACGGGGCGGGCGGGGAACUUGGCGGCGCGGCUGAGAACGGCGACGCGGACGAGCCCUCCUUCAGCGACCCCGAGGACUUCGUGGACGACGUGAGCGAGGAAGAACUGCUCGGGGACGUGCUCAGAGACCGGCCGCAGGAGGCGGACGGGAUCGACUCGGUCAUCGUCGUGGACAGCGUGCCGCAGGUGGGGCCGGACCGGCUGGAGAAGCUCAGGAACGUCAUCCACAAGAUCUUCUCCAAGUUCGGGAAGAUCACCAACGACUUCUACCCGGAGGAGGACGGGAAGACGAAAGGGUACAUCUUCCUGGAGUACGCGUCCCCCGCCCACGCCGCGGACGCCGUGAAGAACGCCGACGGCUACAAGCUGGACAAGCAGCACACGUUCCGGGUCAACCUCUUCACUGACUUCGACAAGUACAUGACCAUCAGCGACGAGUGGGACAUCCCAGAGAAGCAGCCUUUCAAGGACCUGGGGAACCUGCGGUACUGGCUGGAGGAGGCGGAGUGCAGGGACCAGUACAGCGUGAUCUUCGAGAGCGGGGACCGCACGUCCAUCUUCUGGAACGACGUGAAGGACCCGGUCUCCAUCGAGGAGAGGGCGCGAUGGACGGAGACCUACGUGCGCUGGUCCCCCAAGGGCACCUACCUGGCCACCUUCCACCAGCGCGGCAUCGCGCUCUGGGGGGGCGAGAAGUUCAAGCAGAUCCAGAGGUUCAGCCACCCGGGCGUGCAGCUCAUCGACUUCUCGCCGUGUGAAAGGUACCUGGUGACCUUCAGCCCCCUGAUGGACAUGCAGGACGACCCUCAGGCCAUCAUCAUCUGGGACAUCCUCACUGGGCAGAAGAAGAGGGGCUUUCACUGCGAGAGCUCGGCCCACUGGCCGAUCUUCAAGUGGAGCCACGAUGGCAAGUUCUUCGCCAGAAUGACGCUGGACACCCUCAGCAUCUAUGAAACGCCGUCUAUGGGCCUCCUGGACAAGAAGAGCCUGAAGAUCUCAGGCAUAAAAGACUUCUCCUGGUCUCCCGGGGGAAACAUCAUCGCCUUUUGGGUGCCGGAGGACAAGGACAUCCCGGCGAGGGUCACCCUGAUGCAGCUGCCCAGCAGGCAGGAGAUCCGAGUCCGGAACCUGUUCAACGUUGUGGACUGCAAGCUGCACUGGCAGAAGAACGGGGACUACCUGUGCGUCAAGGUGGACAGGACGCCCAAGGGCACCCAGGGUGUUGUCACAAACUUCGAAAUUUUCCGGAUGAGGGAGAAACAGGUGCCUGUUGACGUGGUCGAGAUGAAAGAGACCAUCAUCGCCUUCGCCUGGGAGCCGAACGGGAGCAAGUUCGCGGUGCUGCACGGGGAGGCCCCACGCAUAUCCGUGUCCUUCUACCAUGUGAAGAGCAACGGGAAGAUCGAGCUCAUCAAGGCCUUCGACAAGCAGCAGGCGAACACCAUCUUCUGGAGCCCGCAGGGCCAGUUCGUGGUGCUGGCCGGCCUCCGCAGCAUGAACGGCGCCCUGGCGUUCGUGGACGCCUCGGACUGCACCGUCAUGAACAUCGCCGAGCACUACAUGGCGUCCGACGUGGAGUGGGACCCGACCGGCCGCUACGUCGUCACCUCCGUGUCCUGGUGGAGCCACAAGGUGGACAAUGCCUACUGGCUGUGGACCUUCCAGGGGCGCCUCCUGCAGAAGAACAGCAAGGACCGCUUCUGCCAGCUGCUGUGGCGGCCCCGGCCCCCGACGCUGCUCAGCCAGGACCAGAUCAAGCAAAUCAGGAAAGACCUGAAGAAGUACUCCAAGAUCUUUGAGCAGAAGGACCGUCUCAGCCAGUCCAAAGCCUCGAAGGAACUGGUGGAGAGGAGGCGGACCAUGAUGGAGGACUUCCGGAAGUACCGGCAGACGGCCCAGGAGCGGUACCUGCAGCAGAAGAGCGAGCGCCUGGAGCUGCGCGGAGGCGUGGACACGGACGAGCUGGACAGCAACGUGGAGGACUGGGAGGAGGAGACCAUCGAGUUCUUCGUCACCGAGGAAGUCAUCCCUCUCGGCAGCCAGGAGUGACCGAGAGCACUGUGCGUCACCGAGUGCCGGAGCCGGGGCGCCCCUGCAGACGGCCCGCGCCAGCCCGAGUGCCCGUGCUCCCCGCCCCGCGCCAACCGCCCGGGAGGCCCCGUCUCCAGUCGUGCCUUCACCCCGCGUCCCGGGGCGGUGUCCAGGCGCUGCUUGCAGUCUCUCGUUUGGUUUUCCAGUCACGCCACCAGCGUUCGUCACCGCGAC
Phyllostomus discolor (pale spear-nosed bat) is the source of this 2778-nucleotide messenger RNA. RefSeq names its product eukaryotic translation initiation factor 3 subunit B (gene EIF3B). Lineage: Eukaryota; Metazoa; Chordata; Mammalia; Chiroptera; Phyllostomidae. The record is from RefSeq and is a predicted model, not a curated record. Bases 190 to 2562 code for a protein of 790 amino acids. Gene Ontology annotation, molecular function: translation initiation factor binding; RNA binding; translation initiation factor activity. The transcript has 19 exons. Gene Ontology annotation, cellular component: eukaryotic translation initiation factor 3 complex. Gene Ontology annotation, biological process: translational initiation.